Messenger RNA from Drosophila navojoa, 3180 nucleotides. RefSeq names its product F-box and leucine rich repeat protein partner of paired (gene Ppa). Gene Ontology annotation, molecular function: protein binding. The record is from RefSeq and is a predicted model, not a curated record. NCBI's taxonomy places the organism in Eukaryota, Metazoa, Arthropoda, Insecta, Diptera, Drosophilidae. Gene Ontology annotation, cellular component: SCF ubiquitin ligase complex. Gene Ontology annotation, biological process: SCF-dependent proteasomal ubiquitin-dependent protein catabolic process.
CUUUGGCUCAUUCUGUUACUCACCAUCGAACCGUUCGGACGUCGCUGCGCAACUCAAUUGUCGUGUUCCGGUUUUUGGUGUUCACUUGAAGCUCGUUUAACGCUCGUUCGUUCCAGAGUGAAGAAUAUAAUACAGAUAAAAAGCAAAUUUAACUGGACUUAAAGUGCUAACGGAAUUCGUAAUCGUAUUUGUGCAGUGCUCAUCUAGUCCACCCACUACAACAACAACAACUACACAAGUGUAUCCCCCUAUUUAAAGAAACUGUCGCAAAUGCGACGCAUAUCCAAGUAUCUAGAGUAAAGUUAUAGCAGUAUCUGAAGUCUAAGAACACUCAGACACUCACACACCCACACACACACACAUACAGCAAUGGCUACCAAUACAGAGCUGCUGCCCUUCCAUCAUCAGACAACAAUCUCGCUACAGACAGCCGCCGCCCUCACUAACUAUCAUGGUGGUGGCGCCGGAGGAGGCGGAGGUGGCGGCGGCGGUGGAGGAGGUGGUGGAGCUACAGCUGGUGGCUCGGCGGCUGCUGCAGCUGCGGCUGCCUGGAACCGAGACGAACUGUAUCAACAGACUGAGCUGCCCGGCUUGACACGCAACGCCCACCACCUGCUGCGCUUUACGCCCUAUGCACUGCACCAUCGGCCCCAGCUGCAAACAUUGCCACCUGCGCUCUACUUGCAACAUGCGGCUGCCGCGGCGGCAGCAGCAGCCGCAGCCGCUGCAGCAGCACACGCCCAGCAUCAUCAUCACCAUCAUCAUCAUCUUCAUCACCAGCACAGAGCCGCCUCGCCGGAGAGUCCGCCGCCCGUGGAGGGCACACACAUUAGCAACCUAUUUCCAGAGCUACUGGAGCAGAUCUUUGAGCAUCUGCCGGUGCGAGAUUUGGGGCGGGCCGCACAGGUGUGCACCGCCUGGCGAGAUGCAGCCUAUGCGAAGAGCGUGUGGAAGGGCGUCGAGGCGAAACUACAUCUGAAGCGCUCCAGUCCCAGUCUCUUCAAUUGCCUCGUCCGACGGGGCAUCAAGAAGGUUCAAAUCCUAUCGCUGCGCCGAUCGCUCAAGGAUCUGGUCGUGGGCGUGCCGGCGCUGACAUCGCUGAAUCUCAGCGGCUGCUUCAAUGUGGCCGACAUGAAUCUGGGUCAUGCGUUCAGCGUCGAUUUGCCGAAUCUGAAGACCCUGGAUCUCUCGCUCUGCAAACAGAUCACGGACACGAGCCUGGGCCGGAUUGCACAGCAUCUGAAGAAUCUGGAGACGCUCGAGCUGGGCGGCUGUUGCAACAUCACGAACACCGGACUGCUGCUGAUCGCGUGGGGUCUGAAGAAGCUGCGCCACUUGAAUCUGAGAUCCUGCUGGCACAUCAGCGAUCAGGGCAUCGGCCAUCUGGCCGGGUUCAGUCGGGAGACGGCCGAAGGAAAUCUGCAGCUGGAAUAUCUGGGCCUGCAGGACUGCCAGCGUCUGAGCGAUGAGGCACUGGGUCACAUAGCACAGGGUCUAACCUCACUAAAGUCCAUCAAUCUGAGCUUCUGCGUUUCGGUGACGGACAGCGGAUUGAAGCAUCUGGCUCGCAUGCCCAAGCUGGAACAGCUGAAUCUGCGCUCCUGCGACAACAUCUCCGACAUUGGCAUGGCCUAUCUGACGGAGGGUGGCAGUGGAAUCAAUUCCCUGGACGUGAGCUUCUGCGACAAGAUCAGCGACCAGGCACUCACCCACAUUGCGCAGGGCCUGUAUAGGCUGCGUUCGCUCAGUUUGAAUCAAUGCCAGAUUACGGAUCAGGGCAUGCUGAAGAUAGCGAAGUCGCUUCAUGAACUGGAGAAUCUCAAUAUCGGACAAUGCAGCCGGAUAACGGAUAAGGGAUUGCAAACACUGGCGGAGGAUUUGUCCAAUCUGAAGACGAUCGAUCUCUAUGGCUGCACGCAGUUGAGCUCGAAGGGCAUCGACAUCAUCAUGAAGCUGCCCAAGCUGCAGAAGCUCAAUCUGGGCCUGUGGCUGGUCAGAUGAUGCGUUCAUCAUGAUUGCAAUGCCUGCGCAGCGGCCGAGGCAGAGAAGUCGGCGCAGGCGAACGCUUAGGAUGCAGACAUCUAUGUCUAUGUCUCUCUCACUCUCUCUGAGUGUGGUGUCUGUGUGUGUUUGUGUGCGUGUGACUUUAGCUGAGGAGUCUUUUUGACUUUGUCUUCCUACUCGUCUCCUUCUACCUGCGUGCCGUGUUGCAUGUCUGACGUUGAAGGCAAGGCACGUAAUUACACACACCAGCACACACAGAAACACACACACGCACACACACAGAGAGCGGAGCAGACAACUAAGUAAAGUAAAGUAUAAAAAACAACAACAACAAGAUACACUGAAAACUCAUAGCUUUCGUUUGCCAUACCACACGCUGUACUAAAUUUUUUCGUACGAAUCGAGUAGAAAACGAAACAGCAAAAGCAACAGCAGAGACAGAGCGCAGGCAAGUCAAGCGAACGAGCGAGAGGCAGAAAACAACAAACGCCAACAACAAAAAGCAAACAAUGAACAAACACACGUACAUACAUACUGACAGACGUACAUACACACAUACGUACAUGCAUACACAAGCACAACUACGGCAACGGCGGAGCUGAAGCUCGCUAUGUUGCUGCUGCUGCUGCUGCUGCCGCCGCAGGUUCCUAAGGGGCUGGCAGCGGCGCACUUGUGGGCCUGGUAGAGGUUAGCAGGGUUGGGAAGGGGGCGCGACGCGUCAGCUUACACGCACGCAGCGCAGCGGCGGCGAUAAAAAGAAACAAGAGAAAAAAAUAACACGGCUGCAGCUAUGGCCGACGGCAGCAACAAAGUGCAUGGCGAUGGAGACGCGCGAUAAGCAUAGCGCAAGAGUGUAAGAGAGAGAGAGAGAGAGAGAGAGAAAGAGAGCGGACAAACACACGCACACAUACACGUAUGCAUAUGCAUAAAUGUGCGUGCGUGUGUGUGUGUGUGCUUGUGUAUAAUGCAGGCCGCAGUUAAACAGAUGCAAAUAAAUUUAAAUAGUUUAUUUUAAUUCACGCUUCGGCAACAACAGAAACAACGGCGAAAAAAAAUUGUAGAAGCAGAAACAACAAAAGCAAGCGUCCUCCAACGCUACAACAACUACAGACGCAGCAAUGGCGUCAGCUGCGACGCCAGCAGCGACGCGCGCAGCGCUUUAAGCUUGCCCGCAAU